Molecule: messenger RNA, 1098 nt
Organism: Athalia rosae (coleseed sawfly)
Lineage: Eukaryota; Metazoa; Arthropoda; Insecta; Hymenoptera; Athaliidae
Product: ankyrin repeat domain-containing protein 16-like
Exons: 3
Coding region: 109-1062 (317 amino acids)
Molecular function (GO): protein binding
Source: RefSeq, a predicted model, not a curated record
CGCCAGCAUGCUGACGAUUAUCAUUGUAACUAUGUCGUGACGAAUAUAUUCUUGUAGAAAGGCUCUCAUUUCAGAGAUUUGAAAUUUUUUUCAUACCUCAUCGAUAAUAUGAAAAGCAGUGUCGGUAAGAAUGAUGAAAUAAGUUCGAAGAUUGUCGGCAAGAAUUUCCUCAAACUCAGUCAGAAGGGCGAUUUGAGAGGUUUGCAAGAACUCGGAUCAAAAAACGAAAUUGCUGACUGGACGGUAUAUCGUCAUGAAGUUUCUGGUGACACCCCGUUGCAUCUGGCCGCACGCGAGGGCCGCAUCGAGGUCGUUAAAUACCUAUGCGAAUCCUGGAAUGAGCCAAGUUUCAGGAUAGAAGUCGUUAACAAGGAUUUGAAAAGGCCGAUUCACGAGGCGGCGCAAUUUGCGAGGUCGAAUGUGGUCCGAUACUUGAUCGACAGAGGCGCAUCCGUCGAUCCGUUGAAACGAGCUGAUUGGACGCCGUUGAUGCUGGCGUGUACGAAGAGCGACGAGGAAGCUGGAAAUUGCGUGGAUAUACUUUUGAAAAACGGAGCGUCUACAGAUUUGAAAAAUAAAGACGGAUGGACACCGCUUCUCGUCGCGUGUCGCACCGGGAAUGUUGAAACUGUUAAAAAUAUAUUGAAAUACUCACCCGAAAGCAUCAAUGUUGAAAGCAAAAAUGGGAGACGUCCGUUACACGUUGCGGCUUUUCAUGGGAACAAAAACGUUAUGGAAAUAUUGCUGUCGCUCGAUCCUGGUCAGAUAAAUUGCAAGGAUUCUUCAGGUGCAACGCCGCUUUUCGAGUCGAUAAAAAGCGGCGAUUCAAGUGCAUUUGAAUACCUUAUAAAAUCUUCGGCUGAUUUUAAAACAAAAGACAACGUUGGUCAAACUAUUUUGCACCUUGCCGCCCAAUCCGGAAAUAUCCAAGUGAUAAGAUUCAUACUGGAGAAUAAACUAGUCGACGUUAACUGCGAAGCUUCGCUGGGAAUAACGCCGAUCAUGUUAGCCGAAAAAAACAAGCAGCCACAUGCGAUUGAAGUUCUACAAAAAUUUCAAUAAUUCUUGAAUAUCGUUAAAUAAAAAAUUUCAUCCAGA